UUUUUGGGGUAGACGUGGCAGUGACGUCAUUACCGGUAAUGACGCGGAUCGGAACUUUAACUCCUGGUUUGUCUCGUCUGCCGUAAAUAGGGAGGGGUCUCGAGAAAAAUAUGAUUCAGCGGUUUUCACAGGUGUCCGUGAAGGAUUCGCCACCUUGGAGUUAAGUGUAUCCACACUACGGAAGAUUUCUUAUCCAUCUGUUUCCCAGAAGAGAAGAGGACCCGGACGGUUCCGGAAGGUUCUCUGACGGGCUGCUGACCGUUACCGGCAGCAGGAUGACGUGCCGUGAUCGAACCCUGGAGUUCCAGUCGGCCUGUAAAUCGCUUCAAGGUAGACAGAAUGGCAUUCAGCUCAGUAAACCAGCUCAUAGCGCCCUCAGGCAGCGCAGUGACUUUACAGUUAUGGCCAAGAGAAUUGGAAAAGACCUGAACAAUACAUUUGCCAAACUGGAAAAACUCACUAUUUUGGCUAAAAGAAAAUCUCUAUUUGAUGACAAAGCAGUGGAGAUUGAGGAAUUAACAUACAUAAUUAAAAAAGACAUAAACAGCUUAAACACACAGAUAGCAAAGCUGCAGGACUUGGUGAGGUCCCGUGGAGCACCAGGUGGACGGCAUAUCCAAAGCCACUCUAACACGAUAGUGGUGUCUUUACAGUCUAAACUGGCUUCCAUGUCCAAUGACUUCAAAUCUGUUUUGGAGGUCAGAACAGAGAACUUGAAGCAGCAGCGCAGCAGGAGAGAGCAGUUCUCUCAGCCUCCUGUGUCAUCCUCCCCUAUGAUGGCCAACAACUUCAGGAGCCGCAAAAAAGGGGCCCAGGAGCCGCAUGCAGCUCGCGAUCAGCGCAUUGACUACCAGGGCUAUACAACCUCAAAUUUAAAAGAGAGCUCAGUCUUAAUGCAGGAUGAAUCCAGGAGUAUGGGGGAGGUGGCCAUCAGUAUGGACUCCCAGAGCAAUCCUUUACAACUCCAGCUUAUUGAUGAGCAGGACUCAUACAUCCAGAGCCGUGCAGACACCAUGCAGAACAUUGAGAGCACCAUCGUGGAGCUUGGGUCCAUAUUUCAGCAGCUGGCACACAUGGUCAAGGAGCAAGAGGAGACAAUUCAACGGAUUGAUGCUAACGUUGAGGAUACCCAGCUGAACGUGGAGGCAGCUCACACCGUCCUCAAAUACUUCCAGUCAGUUUCCUCCAACCGCUGGCUGAUGAUCAAGAUCUUUCUUGUUCUUGUUGUCUUCUUUAUCGUCUUUGUCGUCUUCUUUGCUUAAUAAAAACGAUAAAAGUCGACGCAAAGUGAAAAGCACAAGAAAGACGACAGCAUAAAGUUGAAGCCGGACUGAGACAAAAUGUCCAGACAAGCUUUUUGUCAGUGAAGUUGGAGGUUUGGAAUCCACAUACGGACAUUGUUUUGUUUUUUUCUUUUUCUUUCCAAACACCAGAAAACCAUCUCAAUUCAACUAUGCAUUUCUCUGUCAGUAGAGAAUGAAGGUGUUGAACUUUGUCCAAAUAAAAAUAAUUUAUCUUAAAUUCCCAUUUUGUAUAUUGCGAGUAGGAAACUGAUCUUUAUUUUACUUCGACCAAUUAUUCAUAAGCAUUUAAUCAGAAUGGGAAGAAUUUUUGGUUUGAUUCUACAAACUGUUUUUGUUUUUCCCCUCUUUCAUGUCGUGCAGUAGUUAUUUUAAAGCCAGACACCAAGCUGGGAUUUUUCAUUGAUUUUAUCUUGAUUUUUAGUGACUGGUAUAACUAUAUCUCUUGCAUAUCAACAUAUUUUCACCCACCACCAUUCAUUUGUUCUGUACGUUUUUACUUUUGUUCAGCUAAUCUCUUAUGCUUUUGAGGAUAAUUUGCCAAAUGAGUACUCUUGCAGAACUGUGACAAUAGACAGCAGCUGUGGUCCAGCUUUUCUCCUGAAGGCAC
Molecule: messenger RNA, 1911 nt
Organism: Thalassophryne amazonica
Lineage: Eukaryota; Metazoa; Chordata; Actinopteri; Batrachoidiformes; Batrachoididae
Gene: stx5a
Product: syntaxin 5A
Biological process (GO): vesicle fusion; endoplasmic reticulum to Golgi vesicle-mediated transport; intracellular protein transport
Cellular component (GO): SNARE complex; Golgi membrane; endomembrane system
Molecular function (GO): SNAP receptor activity; SNARE binding
Source: RefSeq, a predicted model, not a curated record